AUGGAGUUCACCAACUCGGGCGGCUUUCCCUCCCGCCGCUCCUACCCCAACCUAAACCACGUCUCGCUUGCUCCACUCACACCCCGGUUCCCCAUCGACGACGACAUCGAACCCGAAGACUACUUCAGCAGCCGCGGCGAUGAUGACCACACCAGCAGCGGUACCAGAACACCACCACGAAUUUCGUACCUCUCCAGCGUCUCGGUGCCCAGUACACCGCCCAUACUCUCGCACUCGCGCAGCUCAUCCCGGACACGCCAUGCUCGAAGUAAGAGCUCUACCCGAGUCGGCCCAUUGAGUGACCCAAACCUGCACAGCAAGGAUGUCGCUUUUCCGCUGCACCAUCAAGCCGCACACAAGAAGCUAUUUAACUUGUCGCACACGCGCCGGCACUUCGGCGAUGCAGGACACGCCAACUCCCAGUCCGAUGCGGAAUGGAUGCUCCGCGCAGGCAUAGCGCUUGCUUCGUCCACGCGCGAAGAAAAGGGCCAGAGCUGGCUCUCGAAGCGCGAGAGCUCGACCAGUCUCGUCGACCUGCCGCCCGACGACACCACGACUCCGCACCCUUACCGCCACCAUUACCGCACCAAAUCCAGCGCCUCAUCCCGUAAGUCUCGCUCGGGGGCGUCGACGCCCGGUGCAUAUUCCCGCCGGAGCUCACGCUCUCGGGGAGGCAGUCAACGGGGUAGUCGGUCGGGCCUGGCCAUGACGACCAUCCCGCCCCUGUUGUCCGUCCCGCCUACAGCAGCGGGUAAGGCGGCCGGCCCCGCGGCCGGCACUAUGAGCCCUGAACACCGCGGCCGUACCUCGGGGCUGGUACCUGAUUUCGUGGACGAGCGAAUCCGCGCUGAGCUCGCGUCGCUGCAGCGGGAGCGAGGUUUCUCAGACGACGAGUCCGAGUACUGGGAUGGAGAGGAUGAAAAUGACUCCGAAUAUGACUCAUUCUCCGACGAGAUGCCGGACGAAUUUGACGAAGCGGAUCUGCAGCGGCUCACGCGAGAACGGGGAUUUGGGCUGGGCGGCUGGAUUGAUCGACUGGUUGAAUGGACGUUGUUUGGGGUCGAGGAGUGGCCUGCGCCUGUCCCUUCUACAGCAGCUGCUACUCGUAUCGGGACCACUGCCACGACUACGACUGUGACGUUUGAGGAGCCUAUUAAUCAUCGCUCUGAUGAGGAGCAACUGGCCCGUGAUACUUCGUCCCUGGCCUCUGCUGAAGAGGACAAUGGGGAUGCCCUGUGGCAUACGGAUGGCGAGUCCAUUGUUACUGUUGAGAAACCGGGUGCGCAUGGUGGCUGGGAAGAUGCGAGUUGGCUGUUCCGGGUGAUGAAGCGUGCUUUAAUAUGA
This is a messenger RNA of Penicillium canariense, 1344 nucleotides long. Its product is annotated as DUF3984 domain-containing protein. The transcript has 2 exons. Bases 1 to 1344 code for a protein of 447 amino acids. The record is from RefSeq and is a predicted model, not a curated record. NCBI's taxonomy places the organism in Eukaryota, Fungi, Ascomycota, Eurotiomycetes, Eurotiales, Aspergillaceae.